AUGGCGACUGAGGCACGGCACAUAGAAUUUGUUCAAAGACCGACGCAAAACUAUACAGACAAGAUGUGCGACCGCAAAGCGGUGAUCAAGAAUGCCGACAUGAGCGAAGAGAUGCAGCAGGAUGCUGUGGACUGCGCGACACAGGCGCUCGAGAAGUUCAACAUUGAAAAGGACAUUGCAGCUUUCAUUAAGAAAGAAUUUGACAAAAAAUACAACCCAACUUGGCACUGCAUUGUCGGCCGCAACUUUGGUUCAUAUGUAACACAUGAAACCCGUCACUUCAUUUACUUCUACUUAGGCCAGGUGGCAAUACUGCUAUUCAAGAGCGGC
Brenthis ino (lesser marbled fritillary) is the source of this 330-nucleotide messenger RNA. The record is from the annotation of a GenBank genome assembly. Lineage: Eukaryota; Metazoa; Arthropoda; Insecta; Lepidoptera; Nymphalidae.